AUGGCUUACAUCCUGAACCUCCCCAUCAGCAUCCUCGAGCAGAUUGCGGAGGCUUGCACUUGGGGCUGCGAUCCCAUCUCCGACUCUCUACCAGCAUCAUAUGCACGAUACCAUGCGGCACUUGCCCGCACAUGCCGCGACUUGUACACAGUUCUCAAUGAGGGACUCUACAAGCGAAAUCUCAGGCGUGAUCCGCGCCGAGCGUCCUGUGUCUCAUGGGCGGCCCAGAAUGGGCGCCUGGAUACAAUGAAACGCGCUGUCGAGUACGGUGCUGAUCUGAACUCUAACGGUGUUGCCGAACAGCACGAGGACGGCUUUGACUGGAGUUCGAACGAUGGGUACUUCACACCCCUCUUCGCCGCUGUUCAUCUUGGCAACGGGGUCAUUUUUGACUAUCUGAUGGCCCAGGGAGUCGAUUUCAACGUCCCGUGUCAGGGCUGCCCUUGCGGUUCUGCGGCCGGGGGGUGUUACGCAAUACAUCUAGGCUUCCAAGCGAACCGUCUCGCUGUCAAGGAAAAAGCGCACCCUUAUGUAGAGGCUCUCAUCAAGAAGGGAGCGCGCCACUUCUCUAACGCCAUGAGACUGCAGCCGAUCGACCUUGUUAGAAAUGGCUAUGACCAGGCCGUGGUACUUGAGGUAUUCGAGGAAGCUGUUGAGCAGGAGAGAAUGAAAGCAUUCUAUUCUGCUGCCCUUGCGGGGCACUAUGAUCUCGCGAGAGCCAUCCUACAGAAGUAUCCCGAUUUCGACCUGUCGAAGCCCAUGUCAGACUAUCUCCCUGUGUCGAAAACUGGCAUGACUGUCAUCCAUUAUCUUGUCAUGUCGAUGGAGAAUGAAUUUAGCUUUCUCGAGCUGCUUCUUGACCGGCCUGAACUGGAUGCCAACAUGGAGCUGGAGGAUGGCGACAACCUUCUCCUACUUGCGAUGCUUAGCGGCGCAGUUGAGACUGCCAGGAUCCUCACUUCGCGCCCAGAGUUCGAGUACAAGGCUAACAACGCCGGUACAACGCCAUUACACGGCGCUGUUGUCCGUGGAAAAGAAAUGGCUGAUUUGAUUUUGAACCUGCCCGGAGUCGAUGUCGGUGCAGUGACAAAACGGGGAGAGACAGUUCUCCACUGUGCCCUCGAGCACCGAAGAGAGAUAAAAGAUCUCAAGAUAGAAGAAGAACUCCCAGAAGUAGUGCAGAUGCUCUUGGACCAUCCCGAUAUCGACCCGCUAGCAGUAACCCGCGAAGGAGAAACAGCCUUGCAGUACGCAUGUGGUCAUAAGAGAUCCGAUCUAGCCUUGAUGCUCCUGAAAGAUCCGAGAAUCAAGGAAUCCCCUACUCAGGUAGGUCUUGGACAUCUCAACUUGCUGUUCACUGUGGCGAUAGAGGAGGGAUCGCCUGAGGUGUUGCAGGAACUCCUCAAUACACGUCCUGAAAUCGACAUUGAUGCCCAAGACAAGAGAGGCAACACGGCGCUUCACUUUGCCUGCAGCCAAAACGGAAUCAUACCCAGCAAGAAAAUCGGCGACAAGUUCUUUCCAUACCGCAUCAAGGAGAAUCAUAUGGAAGACCUUGUCCAGGUUCUGGUUAAAGGCGGUGCCUCUAUGGAUCUGGUGGACGUCCUGGGCCAGACUCCUGUUCGACGCGCUCUAAGCCAUGGUCUAUUCCGCAUUGCGGCAUGGAUGAUAUCAGAGGGCGCCGAGCCCCCAGUCGCUGAAAGUAUGUUAGACGCGGCCUUCCUAAGGUACCGUGAGCGUGCAUCCUUUGCUAUGUACAUUGAGGUCGUCAAAGAGCUGGCCGCCCAUAGGAUCGCAGUCAAGGUCAUAGAUGAUCUCCCGCCAACCGAGCUGGCCUGGUUGGUGCAAGAUAUGAAAACUCUGGCUUUCUACCUUAACGGUAUCCCGGACCUCGGUCUGCCUGAAGCACCCGUAUCUCAGUUCACCCUCCCAGCCGGAUUUUAUAUGGACGGUUUUGAAGAGCUCCGAACUGGGUUGAAGCCCGAAUGGGUCAUAUACAUGAUCCAAUAUGGAGCCAGACUAGAAAUUCCGGUAACAUAUCCGAACGGAGACUCGGAGUCGCUACUGGCUGCCUACUUCCGGGCUAUUGGGGUAGGACAUGUGGAUUUGGAAAUGGACGCAGACAAGUUGAGGCUUUUCAUCGAGCCUCUCGUGAACAUGGGCUACGCGUGUGGUCCGGUAGGCAAUCUGCCAUCAGCGUUGGAUGUUGCGUGCCAAACAGAUAUAGCGGGCGAGAAGAAGAUGCUACAAAUAAUGAUCAGUGCAAUGAGGGAAAACAAUGUGAAGAGACAGCAUAUCAAGUACCUCAUCUCCAAGUAUGAGGGGGACGACGAGGUGCUUUACUAUCUGAAGCGGUUUGAGCAGCUUGAGUUUGGAGACGAAGCUGAUGAGAGUGACGCUGCAGAAGAGGCUGACCAGGAUAGCUUUAGCGAAGAGGAGGAUGAUUGGGAGGACUCUGUUGAUGGAGGCGAUUAG
Molecule: messenger RNA, 2475 nt
Organism: Clonostachys byssicola
Lineage: Eukaryota; Fungi; Ascomycota; Sordariomycetes; Hypocreales; Bionectriaceae
Source: the annotation of a GenBank genome assembly